This is a messenger RNA of Phragmites australis (common reed), 2287 nucleotides long. Its product is annotated as protein terminal ear1-like. Gene Ontology annotation, molecular function: RNA binding. The record is from RefSeq and is a predicted model, not a curated record. NCBI's taxonomy places the organism in Eukaryota, Viridiplantae, Streptophyta, Magnoliopsida, Poales, Poaceae. The transcript has 6 exons. Bases 1 to 1989 code for a protein of 662 amino acids.
AUGGAGGGAGAGGGAGGGAGUGGAAUGGGUGGGAUCCCCGGAGUCACGGGGAAUCUGCUGGACGCAGGAGCUCAAGCGUUCUACCCUGCUGUCGGUGCCCCUUUCCCCUUGCAGUUACAGCCGCUUCCGCACCAGCUCUACUGCCCGCACCCGUACCCAGCCAUGCCGCUGCCGCCGCCGCCGAUGGCCAUGUCGGUGCCACUGCCACCGCUGCCGAUGGCGCCGCAGACGCCGGGGCACUCCCUGCCAACGGCGACGGCGGUGGUGGACGGCCCGUCGAGCCGCGCGGUGGUGUUGGGCCUGGUGCCGCUGCACGCGCAGGAGACCGACGUGGCGCAGGCGAUGGCGCCGUUCGGCGCGAUCCGCGCUGUGGACGCGUCGGCGGUGGCGUCCGAGUGCGUGGCCACCGUCCACUUCUUCGACAUCCGCGCCGCCGAGCUCGCCGUCGCCUGCGUCCGCGAGCAGCACAUGCGGCAGCAGAGCCGCCUCGGCCAGCUCUACGCGGCGGCCGCCGUGACCCCAGCCUGGCCUCCGCCACCGACGACCCAAGCCUGGGACUGGCCCCACGACGACAGCCGCGGCCUCGUCCUCGGGCAUGCCGUGUGGGCCCACUUCGCCGCCGGCGUUGACGACGGCGACAACCGCGGCUCCCUUGUUGUGCUCAGCCCGAUGCCCGGUGUCUCGCUCGCCGACCUCCGCCAAGUCUUUCAAACCUUCGGGGACUUGAAGGAUGUGAGGGAGUCAGCGCAGCGGCCGAGCCACAAAUUCGUCGACUUCUUCGACACGCGCGACGCCGCGCGCGCGCUCGCCGAGCUCAACGGCCGGGAGCUCUUCGGCCGCCGCCUCGUCAUCGAGUUCACGCGCCCGUCCGGCUCCGGACCCCGCAGGCGCGGGCUCGUGCUCAGUCACCGGCCCAGCGCGCCGACUCAGCCAAGGCAUCAAGCGGCUUGGCGACCAGCCCAGGCGCCGUCGCAGCCGUCGGCCUCGGGGAGGGCGAGGGAAGGAGUGGUGCUUCUGAGGAGGAGCUCUGGCAAGGCCAGCGCUGGCUAUCAGUCCAAGGGCGGCAAUGCCGGCACAAGCAAUGAACGCAAGAGCAAGGGCAGCAAGAACGUAGCGUCGGCGUCCUCGUCAGCUCCCUCGUCGUCGACCGCGACAGCGUCCGGGAAGCAAGGCCAGAAAGGUGCCGGGAGCAGCAGCGGUUGCGGCGGUAAUUGGAGAGGCCGGAGGAGCGGGUGGGAGGCGCGCUUCUUGUUCAAGGAGCCUGAUGCCGCCGGCGUCGCCGACACGCAGGAGCCGGCCUCGGAGAAGGACACGAGGACCACCGUCAUGAUCAGGAACAUACCGAACAAGUACAGCCAGAAACUGCUCCUUAACAUGCUGGAUAACCACUGCAUCCACUCCAACGAGCGGAUCACAGCGAGCGGCGAUGAAGGCGAGGGGCAGCCGUUCUCCUCCUACGAUUUCGUCUACCUCCCCAUAGAUUUCAACAACAAGUGCAAUGUGGGCUACGGCUUCGUCAACCUGACCUCGCCGGAGGCCGCCGUGCGGCUCUACAAGGCGUUCCACAGGCAGCCGUGGGAGGUGUACAACUCACGCAAGAUUUGCCAAGUCACUUACGCACGCGUACAAGGCCUGGAGGCGCUGAAGGAGCACUUCAAGAACUCCAAGUUCCCGUGCGACAGCGACGAGUACCUGCCCGUGGCGUUCUCGCCGCCGCGCGACGGCAAGCAGCUCACCGAGCCGGUGCCCAUCGUGGGCCGCUCGACUGGGCCGUCGUCGGCGUCAGGAGCGUCAUCGCCUCCCAAGAGCCGGGCGACCAGCGUGGACCCGCUGGAGCAGGAGCUCAUGCCGCCGCCCUCGUCGUCCGGCGACGGCGCGUCGUCAACCGCCACGUCUGCCGACGACGACAACCCGGCGAGCAGCGGGGGCGACGACGGCGACGAAGACAGGCUCGCCGGGGAGCUGCGGCACCUAGGCUACACCGACUAGCUAGGCGGCCUAGCUACAUCACAAGCUGGCGAUCGGCAUGCGUACGUAGCGUUGCUUCGAGAAGUGGAGGCAAUGAUGAUGGCCAAGCUUUUUAUGAUCUAUAGCUUCUGCACGGGCUGCACAGCCAGCAAGUGGAGUGGAGUGGAGUGGAGGGGCAAUUCAUUUAUGGCACAUGAAAAAGAAAAAAGGGUGUAGUGGAAAAAGACUUGGGAAAAGAAGGGGUCGACUUGAUCGAUGUUGGUAUUCGUUCGCUCGUACUGCAGGCAGAGAGGCAGCACCGCGGCAGGUGGAGUCGUGU